Molecule: messenger RNA, 1302 nt
Organism: Colletotrichum costaricense
Lineage: Eukaryota; Fungi; Ascomycota; Sordariomycetes; Glomerellales; Glomerellaceae
Exons: 2
Coding region: 1-1302 (433 amino acids)
Source: RefSeq, a predicted model, not a curated record
AUGGCUGCUGUGCCGUCAGAUCCUCCAGCUGUGGCUGCCACCACCAACACCAAUUCUGUCCCGACGAACAGCGAUGCCAAGAAAGCAUCUGACUCCACGGAGACAGCUACACACGCCGCGGAGCCCAAUGCUACGACAACAACCGAGGAGUUGAAGGCCGCUCCGGAGCCCAAGAGCGCAGAGGACACAAACGGACUGUCUUCGUCGAACGGUCAAGAUGCGACGGGGGACGAGCCGAAGCCUAGUCUACCUCCUCGGCCGACAUCAAUAGACGCCAGGGAGGGACUGCCGCCCACUGGCCAGUCUGUACAACAACCACCAAACACCGCCACGACAACGAGCACCAGGUCGCCAAGGACCUCUACGACUCAAGGCGCUGAUACGGCAGCGACCUCGAUAGAAAUUGACAACACCAAGCCCGCCGACUUCGAGGGCGAAAUCUCUACCAAUAACGACCUGCCAACGCCCCAGAUUCUGAAGAAGAUCGAGAACUAUGUAGUGCUAGAUCGUCAUGGGAAGAGCCACACGUUCAAGAGCUUAUACACCGGUCGCAAUGUCGCGAGGCGAGUCCUCGUCAUCUUCAUCCGCCACUUCUUCUGCGGCAAUUGUCAGGAAUUCCUACGAUCUCUCUCCGAAUCGAUAACCCCCGACGCUCUGCUGGGUCUUCCCAUGAGCACGUUCAUUACCGUCGUCGGAUGCGGCAACCCUGGUCUGAUUGAAAUGUACCUCCAGGAGACGGGCUGCCCCUUCCCCGUCUACACCGAUCCUACGCGACGUCUCUUCGACACUUUGGGCAUGACGCGCACCCUCGCGCUAGGAGCUCGACCGGCCUACAUGCGCAAAUCCAUGCUCAAAUCAGCCGCCGAGAGCGUAUUCCAGGGGUUGAAGCAGGUCAAGAGCGGUCUAGCCACAAAAUCGGGCGACCACAGACAAGUUGGCGGCGAGUUCCUCUUUGAACCACUCGAGCUCGUCACGCCCGUCUCGACUCCAUACGCCGAGCGGCAGAUCGAGGAAGCCAUGACGUCGAAAAAGAACAGCAUCGACAAUAAGGAGGGCAUCGACGGAGAGGGUGGCGACGAUUUUGAGCCGGAGGAGAAGAGAGUGACGUGGUGCCACCGCAUGCGCUCCACGCGAGACCACGCCGAAAUACCCGAGCUGAUGGAGAUUCUCGGACUCAACGGGUCCGGAAAGCCUCCCGCUCACGAAAAUAAGAGGUGGUCCAGGGCACUGGAGACAAGGAAGGGCACUGGGUUGAGCAUGGCUAGCCAGAUGAGCAAGUUGAGCGAACAGGAACGAGCAUAG